UCUGCUUGGAAAUGAUAUGCCAUAGCUUGCAGUUCAAAACAAUACUGAUAGAAGGCGCUUCUGCAUAGACAACAAAGACGGGUUGUUGCAACACGUCAUCAUUCCCGAUCAAGAUGGUGUAUGUUACUGGUGGUCAGAUGCUGGAAAACAGGUCUCCAUGGAGACUGUCAAUCAUCCCAGAAAUCUUCUGGGGUUUCAUCAACUUUAUCGUGCUAUUUUUCCAGACAAUGUACAACCCGAGCCUGUCGAAACAUGGAAGUGACACUCCCUCCAGCUACUCAAGGGGAGAUGGAAGAGGACCACCACCACCACCCCCCAGAAGGAGAUUUGGGGGAGUCCGACGUGGGGGGGCACCAGGACCCCCUCCAAUGGCAGGAGGCGGAUGAGGAAGGUAAAUGCCUGCUGCAUCAGUUGCAGUAGGCCACAGGCAGUCUACACAGCACCUUACCAUCUUCUGCUGUAACAGGCUGCCCCCCUCCCUGCAGUUGCUUUUGGUGUGGCCCACUCCAUGAAUGAUGUCACUCCAGUAAUCCCAUCAUGCUCUGGGGCUGGUGUGACUGAAGACAAGCAACUCUUGAGAGAGGGAACAACACUUGUAAAGAAACAUCAUGAUUCUUAAGAACUCUCUCGCAGUAAUAUAUUCCUGAACAACACCCAUUGACAGGGGAGUCUUAAACUUACAGAUUUUGCUGUGCAAUGUUCAUCACAAAAUAUAAUGUUAAACUAGAAUCGCCUUCAUUGUUGUCUAGGAUGAUAGUGAUACAUAAAACUCUUUGCCAAAGAACAUGGAAAGGCAAUCUGAAGUUUUGAUAGUGUUUAGACAUAAGGAAAGAAAAGUCUGUAGUCAUAAUCAACAUUUAUCCUACAAUACAUGUAGAUAUACUUCGUAUCUUCAAUAUGCAUGAUAGCCACAUGAUGGUAGUACAGUUGCCUGUACUGGUCCAUAGUAAUAAAUUAUUCAGAUGAUAACAUCAAAGUUAUUGUAAACCAGGCUUUUCAUGUCAGGACCUUUUUAUUUUGCAUAAGUUAAUCUUUCCAUGCUGCACAAUUUGUUACAGUACAUGUAUCUAUUAGCUCGGUUGGUAACCUGUGAGAAAAGAUUGUAAACUUCACAUUUCUGGUUUUCCUUGGUGUAAAUAAAACAAUUGAUGGAGUCCUGCACAUAUGCAUGUAUGUAUUUCAAGAACUAGAGAUAGUAAUAAACUGUUGAA
This is a messenger RNA of Branchiostoma floridae (Florida lancelet), 1211 nucleotides long. Its product is annotated as selenoprotein K-like. The transcript is spliced from 6 exons. Lineage: Eukaryota; Metazoa; Chordata; Leptocardii; Amphioxiformes; Branchiostomatidae. Gene Ontology annotation, biological process: calcium ion transport; endoplasmic reticulum calcium ion homeostasis. Gene Ontology annotation, cellular component: endoplasmic reticulum membrane; Golgi apparatus. The record is from RefSeq and is a predicted model, not a curated record. The coding region runs from base 114 to 386 and encodes 90 amino acids.